Molecule: messenger RNA, 1224 nt
Organism: Ananas comosus (pineapple)
Lineage: Eukaryota; Viridiplantae; Streptophyta; Magnoliopsida; Poales; Bromeliaceae
Product: probable polygalacturonase At3g15720
Exons: 9
Coding region: 1-1170 (389 amino acids)
Biological process (GO): carbohydrate metabolic process
Molecular function (GO): polygalacturonase activity
Source: RefSeq, a predicted model, not a curated record
AUGGAUAAAAUCGACGAGGAUUACGUGGAUCUGUACAACGUGGCAGCAAACAAGCGGACGACAUUCCUCCACGUCAUCUAUCCGAAAUCGUGGACUCCACCGCAACACGUGUCACCUCAUGGUGGUGUCAUCGGACGAGGAAACGUAGAGAAAACGAGCGACAAUGUGGCAUUACGUUUUUCAGUCCCAUCAAUCCCAGCCGCCGACGAAAACUUGUUCAAUGUGAUGGAUUACGGAGCUAAAGGCGACAAUACAACAGAUGAUACGGAUGCAUUUAAGAAGGCAUGGGCUGAUACAUGUGGUUCAACCGAUUCCUCUCCAACUUUGCUCGUACCGUUCGGCCGAACAUUCCUAGUUAAGCCCACGGAGUUUCAAGGACAGUGCAAAUCCUCGUCCGUCAAUUUUCAGAUCAUGGGUGACAUUCUCGCACCGGAUGGACCGAGUGCAUGGGAGGGGAUUGAACCUACUCUCUGGCUAGGGUUUCGUGAGGUGAACGGAUUAUCGGUCUCCGGUUCGGGUCGACUCGAUGGGCGCGGCAACUACUGGUGGAGCCACAAAUGUAACUCAUUUGAUAAUAAUGAGGACUGCAUCAAAGAUGCCCCGACGAUGCUGAGGUUCUUGGCGUGCGACGAUCUUCAAGUGAGCAACCUCAGUUUUGUAAAUAGUCCACAAAUGCACCUUGUCAUCCACGGGUGCCAACGGGUUAACGUCACCGAUCUCCGCAUCACUUCGCCGGCGACGAGCCCCAACACCGACGGCAUCCACGUGGACAACUCACAGCACGUCGGGAUCAACCAAUCGACCAUCGCGACAGGUGAUGAUUGUAUCUCAAUAGGGGAUCAAACCUCGGACAUCUAUAUUACGGGUAUCACAUGCGGACCUGGUCAUGGAAUAAGUGUAGGAAGCUUGGGAAAGGAUGGAGUGAGUGCUUCAGUGGAGAACAUUCAUGUCAGUAACGUAAACUUCUACAGUACAACCAAUGGAGCCAGGAUCAAAACUUGGCAGGGUGGCAAAGGGUUUGCGAGAUCCAUCUUGUUUGAGAAUAUAAAUUUCACCGAUGUGAAAAAUCCCGUCAUUAUCGACCAAUACUACUGUGAUGGUUCUCACAACUGCCCAGAUAAGGUAUGUUCUUCGUACCAUGCAUGCAUUGCACCUCAGCGCGUUUUUUGAGAUAAAUUACAAUUCCUCUGAUGGUGUAUUUAUGAAAAUUUAAAGAUUGAAAUA